AUGGCUGAUCAAAAUAGGAACCUGAAGCUAACUGUUCCAAAGAGGAACUUUAAAAGAUUUAAUUCUGUAAUUAGAAAACCAGAACAUCAUAAAAGACAUUAUAUUAACGGGAAACAUAUGGGUAACAAAGUACAUUUUGAUCAUCCAGUUUUAAAUAGAAUAAAGUCUUCUAAUAAGUUUGGUGGCCGAAGAGCUAGUGGAAGGCAUACUAAUAGAAAUAAACAGGAUAUAGACCUAGAAUAUACCUCAAAAGACAAUAUUACUUACGAUUGGAUACAAUCAAUUAUAGCAGAUGGUAAAGAGAUUUUGAAGGUUGUGAAAGAGGAAGUAAAUAUUAAACAAGGUGAUUUAAAUACUAGUUCCACGAAGGAGAAGAGUGCUGAAACCAUCUUGAAAACUUACGUUGAUGACCUAUUAGAGAAUAUGGAAGAAAUUUCUGAAGAUGAAAACUUGCAAUCCGAAACUGAAGAUAUUGAAAUAAUAGAAGAGGUUUCUGCAGGUGAAGAAGAACUAGAUGAAAAUAAUGAUGAUUCCCACGACAUUAAUAUCGACAACUAUAACAUUGUGAAUGAUGACGAAAAUAGUUCUCAGGAAGUUGAGUAUAGGACGGAUACAUCAUUUAAUAAUUAUAAUGAAACAUUUAGAGACAGUAUAAAUGAUUCAGAGGCCAAUCAGGGUGAUUCAGAUUCAUCUAAUCCUGACGAGGCUGACAUCGAUAUUGCAGAAAUUGAAGAUGUUAAGGAAGAAGAAAAUAUUGAUGAUAUAGUAAUUGAUGGUCACAUAAAUGCUACUUUAAAGAGCGAAAGAAAUGAGAGUGGUAAAGAAUCGCAACCUGAUAUUGAAGGUGAGGAAAAGGAUGAUGAUAAUAACAGAUACGGAGACCAAUAUUCGAGCUAUAUUCAACCUCUUUUUAACCUCGAGGCUGAUACGUCCCCUGACGAAGAAUAUUCAUCAAAUGAAAACCCACAUUCAGAUAAUAAUGACGAAAAUAAUGACAUGGGAAAUGAUAUUAAAGGCAUGGAUAACAACGUUGACCAAGAGCACUUAUAUUCAGAGGAGAAUUAUGAUUUGAAACCCGAAAUUUAUAAUAAUCAUCAAAAUGACGAUGAUUUGUUGCAAAAUGUUAUUAAUCAGGAUACUUGGGCUGAAAAUAUUGAUAUUUCUUUACAAGAUCAGAGCACUAGCGAACAUAACGAAACUAGCUCAGAUAAGGACGUUAGUGAUGAAGAGAGUGAACUUGCUAUCAUUAGUGAAGGUGAAUAUACUUUUAAGAAUGGAGAUGUAUCAUUUGAUAACAAUUUUAAAAUAGAUCACGUCCACGGUUUAACAGAAGAAUUAGAUGUUAAUAAAACUAAAGAUAUAAUAUUAAAUGGAAAUGAUGAUGACAAUAUUGAUAAUGAUAUGGAUAUAAAUUCUACAAACAUCGAAUCUGAUUUUAAUUUACCUGAUAACAUUUUUAACAUCCAAAAUAUCGCAAGUACUGUUCUAAAAAUGCAAGAAGAAAAUAUAAAUAAUGUUGAGGAUCCAAUAGCCGGUAGUAUUGACGAUGAAGAGGAAAACAAAAAGGAAUCUGAUUCCAGGUUUAAUGACCCUGAGAAUACAGUUUACGAAGCUGCCUCACAGAGUGAACAAGAGGAUGCAAUUGUUUUGAACGAGAAAGAUAAAGUUGUUGAACAAACUCUUUUGGUUGAAACUGUAUCUGACAUUAACGAAAACCAAACAUUUGAUGACAUAAAUUCCACUAUGCUGAACGAGACCGCUUACUUCUCUGUUGACGAGGACAACAGCAAAUUAAUAGUGGAUGCAUAUGGUGAGAAGACUAAUGAUGAGAUUAAAUCAAAAAAAUAUCAAAUCGUAUUAACUGGUUCUGUUUACAGUAGCACAUCUUAUGAAGAUAAUAGAGAAGUGUUACAAUCCCAAAAUGAAUAUCUACCUGCAUUUUCAGAAAAUCCAUUCUCCGAAGAUGAUGACGGAAAUUUACAAUCAGAUAUUUUAAGUGAAACAUUGAAAGCAUUAGACAAAAUUAAAUUGGAUAAAAAGAAAUUCGAUGAAUCCUCAUUACAUCAAGAAGAGUCGGUGGCUUUGGCGGGUGAUAAUAUUACUGAGUCAGCAUUGGACAAUGAAGUUUCUGCAGAGCGACAAGUCAUUGUCACAAAUAUAGAUGAUCCAGGUUCAAUAAGGGAAAUUACAAAAGAUAAUAAUGAUGUGAAAGAAGAAAUUCAUAUUGACUUAGAAGGUCCUGUUACCACUGAUUUAAAGGAAGAUCUUGCCAUGAGUAUAAAUGAAAAUAACCAUGUGGAGGCCAAUGUCGAUUCCUAUAUUUCUGUAGAAAAAAAUGAUGCACUUGAUAUUAAGGAAGACAUGGAACUAGAUGAUAAAGAAGAAAUUAUAAAUAAACCUUUGAUAUUGUAUAAAAAUUCAAAUAACAUGAAAGAAAAUAAUAUGGAGAAAGAGCUAGCAGCCAAUUCUAGUUUAGUUAUGGAUUAUGAAUAUGAUAUCAGAACUAGUUUUAUGGACAGUAACAUAGGACAACAAACCGAACAAACCAUGUCUGAUACAGCACACGAUAUUAAGACAGAGAGUGUAAAUCAUUUUCCUCAGAUGGAUAUAGAUAUUAAUGAGAUGCAUACCCUUGAAGAAAAUAUAUUUGAUACAGCAAAUAAUAUAGAACUUAAUGUGUCAGGUGAUGUUUUAAUAGCAAAUGCAGGUCAUAAUGAAAAACCUGAGGUUAAUAAUUAUAAUUCUAAUGAUCUUGAAUUAAAUCAACAGUUGGUUGAAACCACUGAGUAUGGCUUCACUGAAACAAAGGUUACUGAAGAUGCGAGACAAGGUUCCCAUGAUAAUAACAUCACGCACGAGGAGCUGGUCAAUUCAAUUAAUGAAAAUGCGGAUUCUGAAAUUCCAACUGUUUUAGAUAAUAGAGAAUUGCCAAUUUAUUCGGAUGAAGUUGAGAAACGUUCAGCCAGUCAGCCUUCGUCGUCAGAUUAUGUUGUCAAUACAGACAAUACUGAUAGACUAGAAUCUUUAGAUAAUUCGACCAAUUCUUCAUUUCCGAAGAAAGUUUUGAAAGCACCUAUCAAUGCCUUUCAAUAUUUGCUUACAAAUCUGAAAUCCAUGACUUCUGCCGUACCAGCAUUCGUUAAAACUAUCGAUAUGAUAGAUGCCAUUGAUAGUGAAACUAUACUUGACGAUAACGAAGAAUUAUCUGAGAAUGAGGCACAAUUGUGUGAGACUUCAGAAAAAGUAGUUAUUGAUGAAAAAGAUAUAGUCAACGAAUUAAGAGAAUGUGGAGGAACUAAGACCACAGAUAGUCUGAACAACAUCAAAAAUACAGAUUUUAAGAGCAAUGUUGAUUCAGUAUCAAAUUUAAGCUAUGAAAUUCCUAAACACCAUGAUGAAGUUGAGACAAUUGAUCGUGAUAACUCACAGACCGAUUUUAAGGAUUUAGAAGAAGACCUAGGCUAUAAAGAAAGUAACUUUGUUAAGCCUUUGAUUAAUCAAACGAUUGUUGAAGAUCCAUCAUUAAAGAAAAUUCAUUCAGAAGAUCAAAAAAAGGAAUCAUUAGUAUUUGAGGAUAGGCAAAAUAUCAUAGCAUACAUGUCAAAAUUGAAACAACUUACUCAAACGAUAGAGCACAAAAUAUCAUCCAAUUCAGAUAUGGAAUCUGAAUUAUCUAUGAAAGACAAUGGUGACGGAAUUAAUGCGUCUUCUAUAUCUUAUUUUGAAGCAAAGAAUCCUGAUACAUCGGAGUUUGAAAUUAGUAACUCUACUAAUUUAAAUAUUAAAGACGAUUCAGGAAUUGAAAUAAGAAACAGAAAACAGUUGAGUAAAAUAAGUGAAGAAUUACCAAGUGAACUUUCACGAAUUCAAAAUCACAAAAUAGAAGUUGAAAUUGAUGACUCGACUAUUCCAGUUAACGAUGAUGAUUUGAAUGAUAACCAUGGCGAACUUGAUAUCGAUUAUGAUAUCAAGUCGACAGAAACUGAUGCUAGAGAUGAUUCGGAGGAUGUAGUAAAUGGUGAAGCGAACAUUAAUACUAAUUCUAGUGAAGAAACCCUACUUUCUGAAUCCGCUAUAAAUAAUAAUAGUAAGAAAGUAAAAAAUGAGUCCACUGGAGGUGUUGUUGUGGAAGAACCAGUUAAAACUCAUAAUGAUAAUUAUGACACUUUAAUUGUCCCUGAAAACUUUGAAGAACCACAGAAGCAAGAAGAAGAAAUCAAUACUGAAAAAAACUCCUCUGAGGAAAUUAAAAACAUAACUGAAAAGGAAGAGAGUAAGAAAAUCCAACCUGCAUUGCCUUCUCGAUCUUCAAAGAGAUCUAAAAGGGAGCUACGGUCAAGAAAGAGGAAUGUCGACAGCCCAGAUACUGCUGCUCCUCCUUCCAAAAAGACUAGAAGAAGAAAAUCAACUAAACAGAAACAAAUCUCACAAGCAGCUCCAACAUCCAAUAAAGGCAAAAGAAGCAGAAGAAGGAAAUAG
Molecule: messenger RNA, 4479 nt
Organism: Tetrapisispora phaffii CBS 4417
Lineage: Eukaryota; Fungi; Ascomycota; Saccharomycetes; Saccharomycetales; Saccharomycetaceae
Gene: ESC1
Product: Esc1p
Exons: 1
Coding region: 1-4479 (1492 amino acids)
Source: RefSeq, a predicted model, not a curated record